This is a messenger RNA of Dissoconium aciculare CBS 342.82, 951 nucleotides long. RefSeq names its product ankyrin. NCBI's taxonomy places the organism in Eukaryota, Fungi, Ascomycota, Dothideomycetes, Mycosphaerellales, Dissoconiaceae. The record is from RefSeq and is a predicted model, not a curated record. The transcript has 2 exons. Gene Ontology annotation, molecular function: protein binding. Bases 1 to 951 code for a protein of 316 amino acids.
AUGGCAGUCAAAUCAGGAGAGACGGAGAGUACCCAGACGAUUUUGAAUACAGGUGUUGAUAUCGAUGCUGUGAACGUCAAUUGCUUUACAGCACUGACGCUCGCAGUGUGGUUACGACGAGUUGAUGUCGCGCAGCAUUUACUCGAGAGCGGUGCUGACGGCAAUAUACGCAGGGCAGACGGAAAGACUGCGCUCUAUCUGGCCGCUGAGGACAUUGCAGCCCAGGAGUUCAUGGUUACUCUUUUGACCGAGUGGCGAGCAGAUGUGGAUACAAACGCAUGUAGCCUCGCGCCCAUCAUUCUAGCUGCAAGCAGGGGUCAUGAGGCGAUUGUGCGUCGACUUACAACAUGUGGUGCCGAUCUCAAGGCUGCGGAUGAUUUCGGCCGUACGGCUCUAUACCACGCCGCCUGGUACGGAAACAAGUCUCUCGUGGAAACAUUACUGCGCAACGGUGCAGGUGUCAACAUCCCUGACGAAGAAGGUAAUACUCCUCUCAUGAGCGCCAUAGAGGAUAAGCACCACAAAUACAUCGUGGACCUGCUUGGAGCCGCACGGACCAGGGACGAGGGCAAAUACACGAGCGUAGACGACGCCCUUCUUCACCAGAUGCCCAACUCAGAGGGCAGAAAUGGCUGUACGGCUAUUCAUCUCGCAGUGUUGGCGAAAGACAUCGCCUUUGUCCGCGAGCUUCUGAAGAACGGUGCCGCGGACGAUGUCUGCAACCUUGAAGGCUUAACAGCAUUAGACAUCGUGCGUUCACAGUACACGAAGAACGUCCUCGAGUUUCUGAAGGGUAAAACUGUGCACGAUUUCCCUGGCCUUCAGGGCUCCCCCGCAACAGUACACCGCGCACGUUUACUGUACUGGAAAUACGUCGUCGAACUCCUUACUGAGAAGGACAAAAUUAUGCAUGUUUCUGCUCCAUCUCUUGAAAUGGGGCGAUGGCUCUGA